Molecule: messenger RNA, 3423 nt
Organism: Symbiodinium necroappetens
Lineage: Eukaryota; Dinophyceae; Suessiales; Symbiodiniaceae
Source: the annotation of a GenBank genome assembly
AUGCGCGGCGUCGCAAGCGCCGAGGAUGCCGACUUCGAUGCCCGCGUGGCGGCCAUGAAGACCUGGAUGGGUUCGGAGCGCUUCAAGCACACCACCCGCCCCUACAAGGUGGAGGAGGUGGUGAAGCUCCAGGGCACCAUGCCCAUGUACUUCAACGGCGCCAAAGUCUCUGACAAGCUCUACAAGAUGCUCCGGGACCACCAGGCCAAGGGAACCUGCUCCCACACUUUCGGAGCCCUCGACACCGUUCAGGUGACGCAGAUGGCCAAGUACCUGACCUCGGUGUACGUCAGCGGAUGGCAGUGCUCUUCCACGGCAUCUACCUCCAACGAGCCGGGUCCGGACGUGGCAGACUACCCCUACGACACCGUGCCCAACAAGGUAGACCAGCUCUUCCGUGCCCAGCUCUUCCAUGACCGCAAGCAGUACGAGGAGCGCAGGCGCAUGUCGCCCGACGAGCGCUCCAAGGCGCCCGUUGUCGAGGCAAGGCUGCGAGCUGGGCGUCAGCAGGUGGACAUCACCUGGCAGCUCCCGGGCCAGCAGCGGAGUGGCUCCGGGAUGGCAAGCAGCAAAAAGGCGGCACGGCGCGAGGCGGCGCGGCGCCUGCUGCAGGGCCUGCCGGUGGGGCCGGAGGCGGAGUUGCAGAUGCGGAAGCAGAUGCUGCAGGGCCUGCGCUACAAGCUGUCCGCCGAAGUCCUCCAGGACGGUCUCUCGGGCGAGGCGAGCAGCAAGGUUUAUCGGGUGGUCUGGCGCGUGCCGCAGCCGCAGGGAAGGCCUCCCCUGGAGCUGUCGGCUUCAGCUGAGGGCACCCAUGAGGAGGCACAAAAACAGGCCUGGGAGAGCUUGUACCUGCAAGCAGCCGGACGGAAGUCGCUUCAAGCGAGCGUGGUGCAAGCGACCCAGGAGCAGCGAAACCGAGCCGUGCAGCAGCAACUGGAGGAUGCAGCACAACAAAGGCGCGAUAGCUUGCAGGCCGGGAUGUCCAUCUUGAGCUCGGAGGCUGCAGCGGAGCUUGCCGUUCGGCACAACGCGAUCAUCCAGCGCCUGCGGAUCCAGGCAUUGGACGAGGUGACAACGCACGAGGCUGGCCAGCAUUGCACGCUGCAAUGGGAGUGGCAAGACCCGAACGGGGAGCAGCGCAGGGCCGUUUCUGUUGGCUUAGGGACCACGAAGCGCCAAGCAAAGGGCGAGGCCAUCCGGGGCAUGUUGGCCCAACAGUCCGUCGGUAGCGCCUUGGAUCCCGUGGCUCUGAACGCUGCGGGAAGCGUCCGCUCCCUGGCACGCGGUGGCAGCGCGAAAGCUGCAGCUUCAGCUGCAGACUUCCUGGCCUCCUGGCCACCGGCCUACUGGAGCCUCUGCCUGCUGGAUGCCUGGCAGCUCUGCUUGGCGCAGAGGGACCGGGAAGGUCUAGGAAAGCUCGGGGAAGCUGUGAGGGGCAACCUCGCCGUGCAGGGUUUGGCCCCCAAGCUCUGGGAGUCCCUCCUGGAUGCCGCGGCUCACGUGGCCUGCGGCAGCACGGCCGUGGAGGCCCUGAAGCUCUUGCGAGGGGCCUCUCUGGAUGCGUCCCGCUUCGCGUCUGCAGCGCACAAGGACUACUUCGAGCAUUUCCGCAUGCUGACGGCCUUGGAGAGGGUGGGAGCCAAUCAGGCCAUGAUCGAUGAGCUCCGGGCGCAAAGCGGCGUGCCAUGCCUGCGAAUGCUGCAGCAGAGCUGUGUCCUCCCUUACAUCACUUUGGUUCUCGCCGAGUGGUUCGAGGACCAGGUAGCCAUGCUCAGCGGCAUGCGCGCUGGGGAUGUGGUGUACCUGAGGCCAACUCUGUCACAGGGCCGCCUGCCCAGCGAGUCCUCUGGGCACCUGGCCGUGAUCGCCUCCUUGGGCAAGGAGCGAGGAAAGCAGCGCUUGAACCUCCGCUGCGGUACUUUGGGGGAGGACGUGGAGGAGGAGCUUUUCGACGUCUUCGGCUUGGAAUCCGAGGUCACGGCAUUGCGCUGCAUCCAGGCGGUCUGGGCAGCAGCCGACCCUCACGUUCCAAGGGAAGAGAGAGUGGCGCAGGAUGUGCGGCUGCUCCCGGAGAUGACGCGAAUCGUCGUACAGAGCUUUCGGGCAGAGGGGAGGAAGGCCUCGAAAGAGGCAGCGGCCUCGGCACCGCCAGGCUGCCAGGACGAGGCGCCUCUUCGUCGCAUUGGGAGCAUCGUGGACACUGCGGCGAGGCUCGGGUGCGAUCUGACGGAGGCCCAGUUGGAGGCUGUGAGAUCCGCCCUGCAACGACGGGUGACGCUGAUCCACGGCCCACCGGGCACCGGCAAGACCACAGCUGCCGCCUGUGUGGUCAUGGCCUGGAGGUGGCUCGGGGACCGCAUACUCUGUGCUGCCGACUCCAACGUUGCGGCGGACAAUCUGCACAAGAGCCUUGCAAAGUGGGGGAUCAAGGCUUAUCGUUUCGCCCCGGCGGAACAGGAGGAGUCGAAGAUGACGGCUUACGAGCGCAUGUUGUUUGCCCAGGAUGCGCUAAACAGCUUCCAGGUUGUGGUGACGACGUGUGCCGGUGCCGGGCAUAACUUGCUUCAGGGGCAGACGUUUCCACGCGUCUUGAUUGAUGAAAGUACGCAGUCAGUGGAGCCCACCACGCUCUUGCCGAUGAGUGUUGGGUGUGAGCACUUGGUCUUGAUCGGCGACCACAGGCAGCUGCCUCCCACAGUCGUUUCAGACGAUGCGAAACGCUUAGGCCUGGACAAAUCGCUCUUUGCCCGCUUGGCUGAGGAGGACGAGAGCCAGCCCGAAGUGGAUGCUAUCGCUGUGCCGGUCUUGCUGAACGAGCAGCGACGAAUGCAUCCGAGCAUCGCGCGCUUCCCAAAUCUCUACUUCUACCGGGGCCUCGUGCAUGACAAGGCCCCAGGUCGGGCACCGAUCCGAGGUGUGAAGUGGCCGCAGUCCGGCGACUUCCGCCUUUGGCUGGUGGACUGCAAGGGCCAAGCAGGCCACUGCGAAGAGCAGCAGGGCACCUCCUGGCGGAAUGCAGCUGAGGCGGAUGCCGUCGUAAGAUUCCUCAGGCACCUACUCGACCCGAACCAGCGGAACCAAUCGGGCCCGGGGUCUGUGGCCACCGAGGAGGUGGUGGUCCUCACACCGUACCUGCAACAGAAGGAGCUCCUCCAAGGAAGGCUGCGAGGCGUUCCGGAGCUCAAGGAGGUGCGAGUCUCCACAGUGGACGGCUUCCAGGGAGCAGAAGCCGACCUGGUCGUCUUCUCUGCCGUCCGCUCGAAUAGGGAGGGCCGCCUCGGCUUCCUUCAGGACACUCGCCGGGCGAACGUCGCCCUGACGCGGGCGCGGCGAGGGCUGGUGGUCUUCGCUGAUGCGGAGACGCUGCGACAGGCUGACGGCUCCAUCUGGGCAGAGUGGCUGCGCUUCGUGGAGGCCGAGGAG